This is a messenger RNA of Babesia bigemina, 1734 nucleotides long. RefSeq lists its product as hypothetical. Bases 1 to 1734 code for a protein of 577 amino acids. NCBI's taxonomy places the organism in Eukaryota, Apicomplexa, Aconoidasida, Piroplasmida, Babesiidae. The transcript has a single exon. The record is from RefSeq and is a predicted model, not a curated record.
AUGAUGGGCAACUACGAGUAUACCACGGACACCCGCCGGAUGCCGUACGACGACGACCGGCGAACCGAUCAGACGAACUACGGCGCAGAUAUGCGGGACAGUAUUAGCUCCAUGGGGCCACGUAGUGGAUACGCUAGGACCAACGGGGUCACCUUCCACGAUAGCGUGGAGUGCGUGUGCGGUGCCAGACAGCACAUGCAAAGGCUGCAACAGGAUAUAAAAAGGAGAGGAAAACAAAUCGACCAGGACCAAUCCAAGGUCAGGCACAGAUUUGAUGAACUGAAAAAGCGAGAAAAAAAACUCAACGAUCUCGAGAGGGAACUGCUCCUCAGGGAGGAGGAAAUGAAAAGCUACAAAAUAUACCUGCAGGAUAAACAACAUAGCAUAAGCCAAAUGCAGCAGCAGAAUGAUGCCGCACAGCGUGAGUUGCUUCAAAGAUUAGACGAAUGCGCGGCACUCGAGGAUGAAUGCAGACGCAGGCUGGCAGAAUAUGAAAGCGGUCUCGCUGACGUCGGCAGGAGAGAGGCGGCUGUCAACGAAACCGCCAGAUCGCUCAAUUCAAGAAAGGACGAAAUUGAUCGGGUGGAACACACGCUGCUAAUAGAAACUGACAGGUUGAAAGAAAUCCGUGAUCAGUGCGCCGAAGCGCGCGAACAGGUUGCGCAGGAGGUGAAACAGCACAGGCGGCGCAUGGAGGAGGAAAUCGAAGAGGCAGAAGCACAAAAGAAGAAAAUACUGGAGAUGGAAAAUACAUUCUUGGACGAAAAGGCCGCAUUCGAUGAUUACGUGAGGGCAAAAAAGAGAGAACUGGAACACAGAAUCAAGGAAGUCACGGAUUCCAACGACGCCAGUGAGGCCAUAGCAAAUGACCUGAAAAAACGAGAGGAAGUGCUCAACCAUGACGUGCAACGAUUGCAAACCGAGCGCGAAGAGAUGAAACUCGCCAGGGAGAAAAUAAAAGCCGAGUGGGAUAAAGUCAAUCAAGCGCUGGAGGAAAUCAGAAACGCGAAGAGCGAGCUCAAGAGUAUCAAACGUGCCUGUACCAAACAGAAGCGCCUGCUAGACGACGAAAUCGAAAACCAGACCCGACAACUGCAAACGUCAGCGUCGGAGCAAUUCCAGUACAACCAAUCGCCCAUAACGCAUGAGGCAUACUUGGACAUUAAGCAGGCGGAGAUCGAGUUGCAAACACGCGCCAAGCAGGUGGAACUCGCUGCGGAAGAGCUCAAGGCAAAACAAAUGGAGCUCUCCGAGUACGCGGCGCAACUCAAGCAGCGCGAACUCACCAUCAAGGAAGCCGAACACAAACUUGAACGAUACCAAGAUGCGCUAGAUGCGCGAGAAAAGGAAUUGGAAGAACUUCAGGCGGAGCUCAUGAACUCAAGGAACAUGUCGCAGCAGCAAGAGGCGCAAAUGCAGGAGUACAAGGAGCAGAUGGCCCUCCUGGCAAUCGAACGAAAUAGUUUGGAGGGGCAAAAGGCGCAGUUCGAGAGACAUAGGUUGGCAAAAGAGGCGGAACUUAAUGCCGCGAGACAGCGACUGGAGAGGAAGGAACAGGAACUGGAUGAGAAAAUCGCCAAGUAUCGAGGAAUCAAAGACUCGCAACACCUCGAGAACCGGAUUGAGGGUAUUCGGGCCGCGCAACCGUCUAAAAAGAGUGCAAAUCGACCGUUCUCAAUACCACCCAAGAACGGCGGCGCAUCGCAUUCAAAAUAUUCGGACCGCAUCGCAUAA